This is a messenger RNA of Doryrhamphus excisus (bluestripe pipefish), 1281 nucleotides long. RefSeq names its product mitochondrial ribosomal protein L38 (gene mrpl38). The record is from RefSeq and is a predicted model, not a curated record. Gene Ontology annotation, cellular component: mitochondrial large ribosomal subunit. NCBI's taxonomy places the organism in Eukaryota, Metazoa, Chordata, Actinopteri, Syngnathiformes, Syngnathidae.
AACGAGUGUAUUUGAACUAGAUUUGUUCUCCUCGGCCACCGUAGAAUUGUGCAGCAUCUAAGAUGGCGCUGCGCAGGGUGUACACAAGUGUCAUACGAAAUCGGUUUGAUUUAGGGGUCAACAAUACUCGGGUUUUUGCCACAACAGCAUUCCUGUGUCGAAGGACUCCUCCUUUGGGACCCAUUCCCAAUGAAGACAUUGAUGUUAAUAACAUUGACACAGUGGAGAAAUAUCGCAGCUACAACCGUUACUUCAGACAUGCCGAAGAGGCGAAGAGAGCACCGGUGUGGUGGAAGACCUUCCAAGGCUAUGUGGAGAAGGCCGAUCCUGAACAUGGUGCUGAGCGAGUGGACAUUGGACUACCUCAUUAUCGAGCCCCCAGAACUAAGGUGCUGAGGGAGAGGAGACAGGUGGUGAAGGAGAACAAGAAAAAUGUGGCGCUGGAGAGGGCGUGUCGUUUGCGCACAUUUAAGGUACCUGUGGAUCAAGUGCAGGAAAUGUGGGAGAAUAGCAGAGGCUGCUUCCACGUCAAAAGACUGGCAGACCACUACGGGAUCUUCAGAGAUCUUUUUCCCAUGGCGUAUUUCCUGCCUCAAGUCUCACUGCGGAUCUGCUAUCGCCAGGAAAGCAGCAGCCAAGUGCAUUAUGGGAAUCAGCUGACACCUACGGAAGCAGCAUCAACCCCUGAGGUCAGCUUUAAAGCAGACGAAGGCUCCCUUUGGACCCUCUUGCUCACCUCCCCAGAUGAACAUCUACUCGAUAAUGAAGCUGAAUACCUGCACUGGCUCGUUGGGAACAUACCAGGCGGAGCACUUGAAGCCGGAGAAGAACUGUGUCACUACCUGCCACCUUUUCCUGCAAAAGGAACAGGCUUCCACCGCUACAUUUACGUCCUUUUCAAGCAGGAAGAAGCCAUCCACUUCCAGGAAGAUAUGAGGCCGUCACCAUGCCAUUCGUUGGCCGAUCGUACCUUUAAAACAGUGGAUUUCUACAGAAAGCACCAGGACAGCAUGACACCUGCAGGGCUGGCGUUCUUCCAAUGCCAAUGGGACCAAUCUGUCACCAGCACCUUUCACAACACACUCAACAUGAGGGAGCCGUUGUUUGAGUUCAUCCGUCCUCCAGUUUACCAUCCGCCACAAGUUAAAUACCCACAUGGACAACCCCUGCGCUACCUGGACAGAUACAGAGAUGGAAAGGAAGAACAAACCUAUGGCAUAUACUGAUGAUCAGACACAAAUGUUUCAUAAUAUGUACAAAUAAAAAAAAUUGUCACACCAA